AUGACUCGGCUUUUUCUAACUUCCAUGGACCAAAACCAAUAUCUUGUUGCUCUUUUCAUCAUAAUUGCACUUUGGAGUUCUCAGGCAAUGUCUAGAACCCUUCUUCAAGACGAAGUUUCAUUAUCAGAAAGACACGAGCAAUGGAUGUCAAAACAUGGCAAGGUCUAUAAGGAUGCUGCAGAGAAGGAAAAACGUUACCAAAUAUUCAAAGACAAUUUGGCCUACAUUGAAUCCUUCAAUAUGGCUGGGAACAAAUCAUACAAACUCAAAAUUAAUCAUCUUGCUGACCAAACCAAUGAAGAAUUCAAGGCUUCCAGUACAGGUUUAAACAGAUUAUAUGGACAGAUGAAAAAUACAGGAAUAACAUUUAAGUAUGAAAAUGUCACUGAUAUUCCUGCUACCAUGGAUUGGAGGAAACGAGGGGCUGUAACUCGAGUUAAAAAUCAAAGGCAUUGUGGUAGUUGCUGGGCAUUUUCAACCGUGGCAGCAAUAGAAAGUAUGUUCAAAAUAGCUGGUGGAAAAUUAGUGUCCCUCUCGGAGCAACAACUCGUGGAUUGUAACACAAAUGGUGUGAGCAACGGAUGUAGUGGUGGCAAUAUGGAAGAUGGAUUUGAAUUCAUUAUAGCAAAGGGUGGAAUCGCCUCACAAGAAAAUUAUCCAUACAAGGGAGUUGAUGGAACUUGUGAUAAGAAGGCCUCUCACAUAGUUGAGAUUCCGGUUCAUAGCUAUGGAAGGGUCCCUAGUAAUAGUGAGAAAGCACUCCUCAAAGCCGUGGCUAAUCAACCCGUGUCAGUUUCUAUUGCUGUUGGAAGGAACUUCCAAUUUUACUCAAGUGGUAUUUUUUCAGGAGAAUGUGGAACUAGGAACAACCAUGAAGUUACAAUAGUUGGUUUUGGUAUAAAUAAAGAUGGUACUAAGUAUUGGCUUGCAAAAAACUCAUGGGGCAAGAGAUGGGGAGAAAAAGGAUAUAUAAGGAUGCAGAGAGACAUAGAUGCAGAGGAAGGCUUGUGUGGUAUUGCAACAGAUGCUUCUUUCCCAAAUAUCUACCAGGAAUACAUCCCAAAUAAGGGAGGUUUACCAUUUAUAGCCUCCACAACAAAUUGGUUUAUGGAGAUUGUAACUGAGAGUUUCUUUAACUCUCCUAAAUCAAUUUAA
Messenger RNA from Lotus japonicus, 1155 nucleotides. Its product is annotated as ervatamin-B-like. Bases 1 to 1155 code for a protein of 384 amino acids. Gene Ontology annotation, cellular component: lysosome. The transcript has 4 exons. NCBI's taxonomy places the organism in Eukaryota, Viridiplantae, Streptophyta, Magnoliopsida, Fabales, Fabaceae. The record is from RefSeq and is a predicted model, not a curated record. Gene Ontology annotation, molecular function: cysteine-type endopeptidase activity.